AUGGCAACAAACAAGAAUCAGCCUGAGCGCCGCCUGCCAGUGCAGCAGAUGUGCGUACUUGCACUAUGCCGUAUCUCAGAGCCUAUAGCAUUCACAUCGGUUUUCCCGUAUCUGCCAGAAAUGAUCGAGAGCCUGGGAGUACCAGAAGCCGAUGUAGCGAGGUGGGCAGGAAUUUGUACUUCCAUGUUUCCUCUAGCCCAGUUCUUGACUGCUGUGCAGUGGGGACGUGCUAGUGAUCGCUAUGGCAGAAAAUCAGUCAUCUUGUUCUCCUUGACUUGCACCAUGAUCACAUCCCUCCUCUGGGGCUUCUCCAGUAGCCUGGGUAUGGCCAUCACUGUACGAAUCCUUGCCGGAGCUGCCAAUGGCACGGUUGGAAUCAUUCGAACUGCUGUGGCGGAAAUGGUUCCAUGGAAAGAGCUGCAACCUCGCGCAUUCAGCGUUAUGCCAUUAGUCUGGAAUAUUGGCAGUAUCUUUGGGCCUACUCUGGGAGGUGCUCUGGCGAACCCAUACCAUGUGAAGCCUGGUCAACCUCUCUCGGACAAUCCUGCAUUUUUCGAGAGGUUUCCAUAUGCGCUGCCGAAUAUGCUUGCUGUGAUUCUGUUCGUGAUAGGCAUUGCCAUUGGAUUACUGUUCUUGGAGGAAACCCUUGCAGCGAAAAAAGACCGACGCGAUUACGGACUCGAAUUGGGACUAAGACUAAAGUACUACACAAAGCAGGCGGUAAGAAAAGUCAAAGGAAAGUUUAGUCUUACCAACAACCAAGACGAUACGGAAAGAGAGCCGCUUCUCAAACCGCAGUUCGCACCUUCCUCAGGUUCUGAUGAAGAGGCUGCCAAUACAACGCCAUCGAAACCAGCGUUUCCUCCGCCCAGCUUCCGCGAAGUACUUAAUUAUCAGACCAUCAUCAAUCUGGUUGUCUAUACUUUGCUUGCUCUUCAUAACAUUGCGUUUGAUCAACUAAUACCCAUUUUCAUGCACCAUCCUGUACAAGAUCACUCUGCCAACAAUCCUGACUUCCAGCCUCCCCUGAAGUUUGCUGGUGGUUUCGGACUCGAUUCUGGCCGCAUUGGAUUCAUCUUCACGCUCUAUGGUAUCUCUGGAAUGCUCGUUCAAUUCCUCGUCUUCCCACCGGUUGCACGAAAGUAUGGUGUAGUCAAGUGCUUGCGAGUUUGCGCUAUCUGCAUGCCAAUCAUCUACUUCUGUGUUCCUUUUGCUGCUCUAUUACCUGACAGGACUAGUCAAGAGGUGGCUAUUUUUGCGUUGAUGAUUAUCAAAGGAUGCUUCUCAACCUUCGCUUUCCCUUGUUCAACAAUUCUCUUAACAAACUCUGCCAGCAGUCUUCGUAUCCUCGGUACGCUGAACGGUAUUGCCACAAGUGUCGGUGCAAUCGGACGAGCUGUCGGACCUGCGAUUGGCGGAUCUACGUUCACUGUUGGCGUCAAGAUUGGUUAUGUCAUUCUGCCAUGGUGGACACUGUCCUUGAUCGCAACACUUGCAGCCAUCCCUUCUUUCUGGGUCGUCGAAGGCGAAGGUUUUGGCGGCGAUGCAGACAACGUGGAAGACGACGAAGACAAUAUCACCCAGGAAACCGAACAAGAAGCAGAAUAUGGCAAUCCUGGUCCUCUGCUCAGCCGUACCGACUCUAUAACUUCGGACGCCAUUUCUGAAGACGAGCGCGAGUACGAUUCUGACGAUACCGCUCGUGAUAUUGCGAGACCUCCACAAAUCAGCAAUAGACGCGCAUCGGGUAGUCAAAGCCUGUCGCGUCGUUCUUCGAGGAAGAUGUCUGCUCCUAUCGGUAUGGAAAACCGUACAAUCUCGAGAAAAUAUAGCAGCAAUCUUGGACAGAGCUUCGGCAGCGCUGGCAGCUACGUUCCCUAA
This is a messenger RNA of Aureobasidium namibiae CBS 147.97, 1881 nucleotides long. RefSeq names its product MFS general substrate transporter. The coding region runs from base 1 to 1881 and encodes 626 amino acids. NCBI's taxonomy places the organism in Eukaryota, Fungi, Ascomycota, Dothideomycetes, Dothideales, Saccotheciaceae. Gene Ontology annotation, molecular function: transmembrane transporter activity. Gene Ontology annotation, biological process: transmembrane transport. The transcript has 5 exons. The record is from RefSeq and is a predicted model, not a curated record.